Monodelphis domestica (gray short-tailed opossum) is the source of this 1466-nucleotide messenger RNA. It is a transcript of the gene MPV17L2, whose product is annotated as MPV17 mitochondrial inner membrane protein like 2. NCBI's taxonomy places the organism in Eukaryota, Metazoa, Chordata, Mammalia, Didelphimorphia, Didelphidae. Gene Ontology annotation, biological process: mitochondrial ribosome assembly. Gene Ontology annotation, cellular component: cytoplasm; mitochondrion; membrane. The record is from RefSeq and is a predicted model, not a curated record.
GAGUCUGCGCAGUUCCAGCUUCGCUUCCGGAGCCGUUCUGGCCGUGGGACGGGCGGCGGGUCCGUCGCCCGGUGAUGUCACAGACGCGUCAUAGGCUGUUGCCGGAAGUGGGCGCGUGUGGCAGCAGCGCGGGAUCUUUAGGUGUGGAAUCUUAGGCUGACGUCCUGGUGGCAGGUUCUGAGAACUUCUGUUUCCUGCUCCUACUCCGGGCCCCACGACUUAUGAAUCGAUUGCUCUCGGUGCGGCCGCUCUUCCGGGGCCGGCUCCUCCUCGUUACCAACACUUUGACCUGCGGGGCGCUCAUGGCCGGGGGGGAUGGUUUGCGGCAGGCCUGGGAGCGACGGCUGCCUAAGGGUGCCCCCGGGCCGCCCCGGCCCAUCGACCUGUGGCGCACUGGACGUAUGUUUCUGAUAGGCUGUAGCAUGGGCCCCUUCCUCCACUACUGGUACCAGUGGCUGGACAAAAUCUUCCCUGCGAUGGGAUUUAAAGACAUUCAAAUCAUCUUCAAGAAGGUGCUCCUUGACCAGCUUAUCGCAUCUCCUCUCUUGUGUGCAUGGUAUUUCCUGGGCAUGGGGACUUUAGAGGGCCAGAGCCUGGAUAAUACCUGCCAAGAGCUGCGGGAGAAGUUCUGGGAGGUCUACAAGGCUGAUUGGGCUGUGUGGCCAGCAGCUCAGUUGGUGAACUUCCUGUAUGUGCCUGCCCAGUACCGAGUGAUCUAUGUGAACAGCAUAACAUUGGGCUGGGACACCUACCUCUCCUACCAAAAGCACCGGGAGCCUCUCUCUGGCUGUGUGAGCCUGGCCUCCCAAACCGAGAGACUUGGAGAAGCCAAGCACUUGGCAGUGACGUCACAGCAGGUGCCGGCAGGAGCAUCUAGGACUGGACCUGGAGCAAGGCAAUAACCCCCAAAUCUCCAAAGGAACACUGGAGGCCAGAAACCUAAUCAACGAUCGUCAUUUAACUUGUGAUUUACUGCCUCGAGGGAAAAAAGAGGAAGAUGUACGGAGUGGGCCCAUGCCUUGAGUCUUCCAAGCCGGACUGUUUCUCUGGAGAGGAGGAACAGGAACCUCCUGGACCAAGGGCUGGCUGGCAUAGAAGGGCCAUUCUGCACAUCUUUACAAGACCGGCGUCCACCGUGAAAGCAUCAUGAUUAGGCCCUCCCGAGUUACACUGCACCCCAGGAUGUAGAGAUGAAGAGGCUUUGGAUCAAGGGCCAAAGAAAGGACAGAUGGAUCGAUAGCCUUGUGCUUCCUUGGCCAGACCAGACCAGAAAGUGAAAAUCAUGGCAGCCCUUGGGUGGCUCUGGGCCAGGGCCAAGGCCAGAGGGCAGGGCCAGACCUGGGAAGUGCAACUGUUGCCUUCCCCCUGGGGGAGCCUGAGCUGUUUGCUUCCCUUAUCUUAGCAGCAGGUAGGAGGCUUGCUCUAGAGUGGAAGAUGUCUUGGGCUAAUAAAGAUUCUAACCCAGA